This is a messenger RNA of Tachysurus vachellii, 2789 nucleotides long. RefSeq lists its product as uncharacterized. The transcript has 2 exons. The record is from RefSeq and is a predicted model, not a curated record. NCBI's taxonomy places the organism in Eukaryota, Metazoa, Chordata, Actinopteri, Siluriformes, Bagridae. Bases 81 to 2126 code for a protein of 681 amino acids.
CACUUGGGUCACAGAGCAGACAGAGAACCUCCACACCUUCACUGAAGACUUUCAGCAUAUCCAGUAGGAAAAAAGAAGCCAUGGAUUCACAAAUUGCAAUGAAAACUCAAAGCCUCACCACAGCCAAGGAGAUGAGGAACCAAACCAAGCUUGUGAUGCAGCCGUACGCCAACUGGGAAGAGUAUCUGACUCCUGCUCCUCUCUCCAUAGCCAUCCUGGGAGAGCUGGUCUUCAUCUCCUCCAAAAGAGAUUUCUCCAUCAACAAGAACCCACCUAAAGAUGGCUACAAGUUCAUCAGAUACCCAGAGUCAUUUCGUGCCUGCCUCAUGCAGGUGUGUAACUCAGGCUGGUGGGCUUUCAGCGAGGCCCAUAAGAACAUGGAUCAGAUUAGACUUUACACCAUGGCAGUUCCUGAUUACAUGAAGACAGCUGUGAAGAUCCUGUUCCAAGGCAGUGAUGAGGUUCUUGAAGCUCACCUCCCUGACCAGCUGGAGAACAUCCGUGUUGUUGCAGAUGACUGUCUUAAGCUGGCCAAUUCAACAGAAAAACGGUUCACUGAUGUCAUCAACAUUAUCCAAGAACUGCUGGAAGCAUGUGUAAAUGCUGAGCACAUUUAUGGAGAGGAGCUGGAGGAAAUCAAGAGGAAACUGAAGGAAGCCAAUCUGAGAAAACAGUCAUCAGAAGUAGCAGCUAAACGCUCAGAGAAGGUACUGAAGGAUCUGGAAAAGCAGCUAAAUGAAGCACAAGAAAGUUACAGCAAAGCAAUGGAUUCACUGCCCAGUGGAUGGGAAAUGAUAGGAAUGGAUUUUGCUGAAGGCAUAACUGAGGGCAUCACAACUUUUAUUAAUGGAAUAGUAUCGAUGGGAUCUGACAUGUUAACACAGAAUUUUCUUAAAAGAAUACUGUUGAAAAGUCCAGAACCUGAAGCUGAUUGCUUUGAUGAAAUUACUAUUUAUAGUAAAUCUGCAGAAAUUCUGAAAUGCACAGAGAAAAUUCAAGAGUUUGUGAUUGAAAACACAAUUAACUGGAAAGAUUUGUAUGAUCAAAAACACAAAACUACAAAGACAAAUUUUCAGGCAGUUCAGUUCAAACGAAUCUGGGAGAGUUUAAAAAUAUGCCAAAACUGCACAGCAAAAGAGGAAGCUCAAAACAUCUGUACCAAAGGCAUCGAGAUCUGUGAAGAACUAGCAAAGUACGCACCAGAACAGAAAUGUGAAGAAGUCAAAACAAAUGAGUUGAUUAAACUGAUCAGAAACCUGAAUGAAUCAGCUCGUAAGUUUGACAGCAAAAGUAAAUCUGUCACAAAUUCUCCUGCUCUGACUCCAAAACCACCAAUGAUGUAUAAAGAAGAAAGUAAAUCUGGGAAGGUGAGAAAAGAAAGGGCAUCAGAUAAUGCCAGGUUCCGCAUAGAGCAGAGCCGCACUCAACUGGACAAGACCAGAGAGAUGUAUGAGAAGAGUGUAGAGAACAUGGAGAAGAACCAAAAGGAGCUGACUGACAUCCUGAUCACCAUGAGGAAGUGUGAGAUCAAAGAGAUAGACUUUAACACCACUAUAAAAAUGUUGGUUAAGGGUAUGGAUGCCAUGGGGAGAGUGAAGGAGCAGUGGGAGAAGAUGGUGCGCUUCUUUCAGAUGGUGUCCAACAUUGUGAAAAUCAGUCUGACCAGAACCCUUAAAAAUUUUGUAUCCACAUCUCAGAAGACACAGAAGCUUUCCUACAACGCAAAGCUCUUCUCCAAAGAUCUGCUCUACAAUCAAGCCUUUCAAGCCAUUAACAUCGCCAGCCUUGUCAACAUGAUCUCUACAACCUACACUGAGGUGUCCACCAAGCACCUCAUGGAUCGUGUCAGCACUCUGGGAAAACUGAUGGCCAUGGACAAGGCAAAGCCAGAGUUUCAGUUUGAGGUUGAUCAGUUAUGGAUCACCUGUGAUGAGGCUCAGAAAGCCAUCUUAGUCCUUGUCCAAAAGAACAAGAAGGAGUUUGAAAAGAAGAGUUUUGCAAGACUGGAGAAGAUUGAUAAAGAGUUGCUCGCCAUUCUCCCUGCUGCUGCUCCAGAAGAGAUAAAGAGCAUUCAAGCAGCUGUUAAAAGUGGAUUCACAGAAGAAGAUGAAUCAGCCUACGCCUGAGUGAAUAAACAAAAGUUAUUCUCUACAAUUAUAUCCAAUAAAGCUCCUAAAGUAUAAAACAAGUGCCUUAAACUGUAAUUAGCACAGUGUUUGUAUUCAAGCUUCUUCUCACAUGUGUUCAUAAAUAUCAUGUGAGCAUCAUAUCAUUCAUUUUUGUCACUUUUAAUUAACUUGUUUUUUCUAAUUACAUUUACAUUACAAAUAUUAUACACACGUAAUAUUCUUGUGUGUGUUAAUAUAUAUGUAUGUAUUAAUGCUCUGUCUUAACAGCAAAGUGACGAAUUUAUUCUGCACUUCAAACUAUUCUCUAAUACACAAUAUAACGUAUAUCUUUUUCCAUUAGCUUUGCAUUUAACAAAAAUUAAGAUUUCUUACUUAUGUGUAUUAUUUAGUACUCAGUAGUUUACUUAAGUGAUAAAUUUCUAAAAUGAUAAAAGUUGUUUACUUCACCUCCUUCUUCAGGUUUACAAUUAUAAAGACUAAACUCUUAUAAAUGGAUGUGUUUUUAUUAUUUUUUCAGUGUUAGUGUUGAUGUUAAAUUGGUCCUCUAUCACUGUACCAACCCAAAUGUACCAGAAAAAUCUACUAGAAGAUUCUGACAUAAAAUAAUUGCCUUACAAUUUGGAUUUGUUUGUUUGCACUUUUGCCAGAAUAAACGCUCUC